Molecule: messenger RNA, 7843 nt
Organism: Schistocerca americana (American grasshopper)
Lineage: Eukaryota; Metazoa; Arthropoda; Insecta; Orthoptera; Acrididae
Product: Hermansky-Pudlak syndrome 3 protein
Exons: 17
Coding region: 123-3644 (1173 amino acids)
Biological process (GO): organelle organization
Cellular component (GO): cytoplasm
Source: RefSeq, a predicted model, not a curated record
AAUCGUUUGACUUGUUAUUUAUUGAGAUGAUAAUAUGUAUAUUGAUUAUUAGUUUUGACAUUAGCUACAAAGCACCUGAAAUCAAUAAAAAUUGGGUGGCGAAACUUUAGUAUUUUUGAAGAAUGGUGCGAGUAAUAUCAGUUCAUCAUUUUGCAAAUCAGGACAUCCAUAAAUGUGAGGAACCAUUGGCAGUAACUACUGCUCCACCUGAUCGUUUGCUGUUGGCUCAGGCCCAGCAUGCUGUUGAAGUUCGUGGCUUAGCCGAGGGUGGAGAUGUUCUGUUCACUUUUCCUACUGUAGAUGAAGUACGUCAGAUGGUGUAUUGCUGUAAUGGUGACUACAUUGCAGCCCUUGAACGCAAGCAAAACCGCCAAGGUACAAUCUCCAACUAUGUACGAAUUUACUGUAAAUGGGACGUAGUUAAUAACCCCCCAGACAGCACAUUUCUACAGCAGCCAAUGCGUGCAAGAAUUGCUGGUCAGGUAACACCAAGCAGUGCACAGAUAAGUUCAGGAGGAUUGGAAAUGAUCGAACUGCCUUUGAAAAGAGACCCAAAUGCAGUUGCUUGUUGCCAGGUAACUGGAAAUUUGAUUGUAGUCCUUGACAGAACUUUGGUGCUUUAUUAUUUUAAAGUGAGGGCACAUGAUAUAUCAAGACAGAAAUUUAUAGAUUUUGAAGAAUCUCCAGUAAGUUUGGAAAUGUGUUUCACACCAAUGAAAGUUGAAAUGUGUGAGGAUAUUGUAGCUUGCAUGUCCAAACAGUAUCUGCAUGUGUUCAAAGUGGGACAGUUGGAAAAAGAAAAAAACGUGCAGAAUACUUCCAUUAAAAAUGAGAAGGACAAUGGGACCAAGAAAGAAACAGAUUCUGAAAUUAACUGGGAUUCUCUGCUGGAAGCAGAAUUCAAUAAAAAUUUAGCAAAAGGCAGAGAUGCUUUUGAAGACAACUGGGUUGAGAAGCUCCACAAUAAUUCAUUUCCUCUUACUAUCCACCUGCCAGGAAUAACAACUCAGCAGGGUCAUUGUUCAACAAAUACUUCAACAAAUGAUGGCACACCAUACAGAAACAUGCCAUUUAAAGUAGCUCCUUUGGAAAUGACAAUUAAUGUGAAGUGUUCAUCACCAUCUGAGGGCCCUUCUGAGGAAACUAGUGUUACAAAUCUGCUACAACUUCAGCUGUAUUCACCAGAAGCUGGAGAUUCAAAUAUGGGUGUACUUGUUGGUCCUGAAGAAUUUCGUUGUUUAGUGGUGAAGCCAAUGUACCUCAGACAAGCUAAACCCCUCCAAAACCAAAAAUCAAACAAGAAAAUAUCAACAAACCACCCAAUGCGGUCACCUUAUUACAAAAAUCUUGGAAGUGUGGUUUGUUUUGUUGCUACACAACAAGAAGGUUUUCUUUAUCAUUUCCCAAUGAUAGCAUCAAGAGAACCCUUGAAGUUACAACAGGCAGCUUGUGUCUCUGUGUAUCCAUUUACAGCACCUGUGUUGCACAUAGCUUUGGAGAGCUAUUUGCUUCAUGCCCUUACAGAAAUGGGACUGGAAACUUACACAUUGAAAUCUUCUCAUCAGUUAAUAAGGGAAAAUGAGUCACUGGACAGUGCUAUAUAUAGAAAAUCUGAUGACCCCGUGUGCUUGGUUGGCUUGCGACCUUUCCUUGGUGUGGAACAUUUAUUGCUUUCCGAUUCAUAUUUAUCACUGUUGGCUUGUUCAGAAGGAUCCAGCAUUAGUAGCCAAGAUUCUCAUAGCACAAACUGGACUUUAUAUUCACUUAAAGUUCCUAGUGCACUAACACUCUAUAAUGAUAUUAUGACUGUUGCAUCACAACACCGUUGGUCAAGUCCUGCAACAUAUUGUCAUCUGUUGACAGAAGCUCACACAAUUUUGCAGAUAGCUGCCCAUACUGUGUCAUGGCUCUCAAAGCAGCACCAUUCAGUUGGCAUAAUUACACCAAAUAUGAAGAAUGAUGAAGCAACCCAACUUGAAGAUACACUAAGAGAAUCAUGUGCUCUGCUCGGAGAUUAUUAUAUAAAUUGUGAUUGUGAAGAAGACUGGACACUUGCAGCUCACUAUUACAAAAUGACUGGCUUCAGCCCCAUAAACAUUAUAGAAAGGGUGAAAAACCUUGAAAUUCCAAAGGAGACUGAUAUAGAGUGGAAAAAGGAGAACCAGCUGAAAGCAUUGAUGAAAUAUUUGAAGACCAGUUUAUUAUUCAUGCAUCAUAAUUCAGACAGCUCAUUUAAUCCAUCCAUCCAAGAUUUUACAAAUACUUUACUGGAUCUGUUUGAGAAGUACAGUCCAUCUGAAGUUUCUACACUUGUCCUUCAUUCUGCUCUGUUGAGAGAGUAUGCUACUGACAGGGUUCUGAAUGUAAUGAAAAAACAGCUAUCUGUCAGACCAGUGCCCAAGUCAAGUGACGCAUUAGCCUUAGUUUUGUUAUGCAUCCAGAAGGGAUCACCAGAACAAGCAAAUGCUGUCUUAAGCUCUUUUGAACCAAACCAACUUUCAGCUAUACUUUUUGAAAAUAGUGUGCUUCUGUUUGAGACAACUACACCAGUGAAGUCUACGAGCAAGCACGAUUCUGUGUACAGUAGCAGAAGGAAUGACCAGUUAACAACAUUUUCAGAGUUGUCUGUUGUUCUGAUGGAUUCAAAACCUAGAGUACUUGCAGGAGUGUUAUCAGAGUUGGUUGCAUCACAGAAAAUGUCGCUGCAGGAGGUUUUGCAAGUUUUUUUGGAGUAUCUCCCAUCUAGAAUUGGUAUUUCUGGAUCAUCAGCAAGUCUUGUUUUACAAGUUUUCCUGGAAAACUACUUUGGGCAUUAUUUUGAAUUGUAUCCAGAUUGUGACUUCAAAUCUGUGUAUGACCUUCCUGUUAUUGAAGCACUGAAAAUACUGGUGAGGUCUUACCUGAGUGACCUCCAGUGCUAUAAUCUUGCUAGUAAAAAGAAUACCAGUGACAAAAGUUGCACACCUGAAACUGCAGAAGUUAAAGAGAGUGCAGAUAAAUCACCAGUUCUCUUUGAAAGUUGUCGCUUUGUGUUCCUUCAAAAAAUGCCUCCAUUUGCUCCUAAUUUGUCUGAAAAGCUUCUAGCGCAUCAGAGAGGUGAAAACACGGAUCCAAAAAUUCAACCAUCAGAUGAAGAUAAAGGCCACAAAAAUGAAAGUCUUGUUAAACUUCAGUGCCUUCUUUGCUCUGGGAAACUUCCAAAGGAGUGUGUUGUAGAAGUUUACCAAUUUGUUCAAACACACCCACAACUUCAUGGAAACCUCAGCCUCCAGGUCCUGUGUGUCUCAACAAAGGAAGCAACGAAUGUUUUGCUGAAUUUCUGUCCUCAAACACUGCUGCAGUUUGCCAAAGACAGAUAUACUGUUGACAGUGAGUACAAACAUUUGUUGUCAUUGUUACACAAGAAAAUCAGUGCAUUGUCUGAUGAGUUACUGAAGCCAUACUACAUGCGAGUAAUGAAUGAAAUUUUAACGUACUUGGCCCAGACAUAUCCAUUGGAAUCUCUAUGCCAAAUGUUACCUGCUGGAACAGAGUCUCAGUAUGCUAGUUUUAUCCACAUGGGCCAACAAGUAACACAUGCCAAUCACAUCAGAUCACUUAUAAUGAUUACUGGCCGACAGCUGUUAGGAACUCUGAAGUUAUGAACUUUUAUGUACCUUCCAGCGUUUUCUUUCCCACUAUUGUAUUUAUUAUUUAAGUUUGCAAUAUGAUAUUUACAUUUCAGGUAUUUAACUGAAAAUACCGUCUAGUGGCAGGUCUAGUGCAUUAUAAGGCUGUGAAAUUAUGCCUGUAUUAGUUGUAAAACAGUGUAUGAAUAAGUUUAUAAACAGUUUACAAUCAUUAUAGCAAUUGUGGCAUCAUAUUGGACUGCCACAUCUAUAAAACAUAAUAUAUAAGCCAAGGGCCUUCCACCAUUGUGUUCCUUUUUUAUUCUAUUGACUGCAAGAUUUUGCACCACUAUUAGUAUUUUAAAAGCAACAUAUCACUUUUUGGUAUUUCUUAAAAAUUUUACAGUACUCAAAAGUUAUUACAUGUAUGGUAAAUGAACUGUAACUGGUAGAAUUAUAUUUUAUAAAGAAGCCCACUGUGAGCUCAGACAUAGCAGGAGCUAUUCUUGAUCACUUGAUAACAUAAAGCCAUUUUCAAAUCCUAAGAGCUUUUUAAGCAGUAUGUAGAGUGCAGCAGUCACAGAAAAUGCCUUUGUGGACAUGAGCUACAGUUUGCUAUUAUUAUUAUUGUUAAGUUUCUUGCCUUAGAAAAAAAUGGAGGAUGCCUGUGAAAUAAUUUACAGAUGUCUAAAACAAAGUAGUGAGUGAUACUUUUUCUGUUGUUAAAUUAGGUGAUGAGAAAUGUGGUAGUUAGUGUUAUAAAUAUGCACGAUGAUUACUGAGCAUCAUGUGCUCUGAUGGGUGGUGAAAGUGAAUAUAAAACAUACUGAAUUCAGCGUCAUAUUAUACCAUCCACAUCCGAACUAGACAGCAAAAGACUUCUGUAGAAAAUAGUUGCACAAUGCACAAUUGCUGUCAGUGAAUAACUUCUGAGCCAUAAAAAACAGUAAUAAAUUGGACAAUACUGGAAAGUAGCUUGUUUCUCUCUCUCUCUCUCUCUCUCUCUCUCUCUCUCUCUCUCUCUCUCUCUCUCUCUCUCUCUCUCUCUCUCUCUCUCUCUCUCUGACAUAAUACAGUUGUGCUGCCACUUUGGUCAGGGCAGAUGGUAAGUACAAUUAUGCACUUGUGUUUCUAAGUAAUUAAUGUUCUUUGCAGUAGAAAUAUAUCAGUGUGGAAUUCAUUGAAAUAUAGAGUGGGAAAAACAGAAGUGAAAAAUAGGACAGUGUGUUUUAAUUUACGGUAUUGGUAAAUAGCCUGAUAACAAUUGUACAGUAUACUAAGGAUAAAUCUCAAAAAAUUUAAGGAAAGCUUUUAUGAAGAUGAAAGCCUUCAUUUUAAUGCCAAGAGAGGGAGAGAGGAGAUUAAACUCAUCAUUUCGUUUAACAAAUGUCAGGGCUUUAGGAAUGUUUGUUAAUGCAAAUUUGUAACAUUUGUGACUCUUUUAUAGAAGCAAAAUGCAUUAAAAUCAUCAAAAUUGCAGUUAAAUAUCGAAAUCAUACAAAGCUUUGCUUCUUUAGCAGUGGAAGGAAGUCCCACAAUCAAAAGAUAAUAUGACAUUUUUCACCAACUGUGAAAGUUGAUCAUCAUCUAGUAGCACAAAAAUGCAGAAAGAAAGAAAAAGGCAGACACUGUUACUAUUACUUGAGCAAAUGGGUCAUGGAAGUGUUUUGAGUGCAACUCAUUCACUACAGUAUGAGAAACAAUCCCAUUUAGAACAUGCAGGAAAAAACCAACAACGAAUACUGUCAUGCUGCACCAUAAAGCAUGUAUGCCAUGGCUCACAUACUAGGGAAGUGGACAUAUGUAAUUAUUAAAAUGAGAAACACCACCUAUCAAUCUUACAAAUAAUGUGACACUUGAAGCAUUAAGACAAAGGAUUAAAAAAUAAAGUUCUCCUCUCUCUCUCUCUCUCUCUCUCUCUCUCUCUCUCUUUCUCGAUAUUGAUUAUGUUAACACUUAUCUCAUAAAUUCCAGCAAUGAAACAUGAACACCAUAAUGUUUCCCUCAUUCCCAGUAAAUCAUACACUUGGGUUGUUUGGGCAUUGAAGUAUAUCUUGAGUGUUGAUUUUAGACCAAUGUGAGAGGUACAUAACUGUGUACCAUUUAAAGUAGCUUGGAAUCAGCACCCAAAAUAUGUUUCAGUGUAGUCAGACUGACAAGAUAGAUUUAAUGAUUUACUGGAAAUUGGUGAAACAUAAGGCUGCUGAAGUUUCAUCUACUCAAUCUAACUUACUGUUUCUGUUAAAAUGUUCUGAACAUUUAAAGACUACAGUGGGUAUAAUUUUUAAUAUGAUGCUACUUAAAUAUGCAGUACAUUUGUUUGCAUCUGAGGUUUCCCUUUUGAAUAACUUGUCACUUUAGUUGGCACCUAAAGUUGUGUGCCCUCAUAGUCACUUGUAUUAUUGGACUUUAAGAUGUUCCUAAAUCAUAGCUACUCAUUGAAAAAAAUAAAGUUAUCAUAAAAAAAAUUGGCCCUUUCUUCCUUUGUCGCGCAAUUUCAAUUCUUAUCUAUUUUUUUUUUCAGUUACGAGAAACUGUAAUCUGUGUUGGGAGGGACUGUUGAAACUAAACUUUCAUGGAAAAUUAAAAUUGUAAUCUGAAUUAGUAAAUUAAACCAGGUUGCUAACAUCCGCUUGCAAUAAGCCCAACUGAAUCAAUAAACUAAUGACAUUACCACUUACCAAAAAACCAUCAGUGCCAGAAGUCUUGCACACAAGUGAACUUAAAGGCUAAUUUUUAUAUCUGCUUCCAGUACAUGUGUCUCUUUGCACUGAAAUGCUUCAUGAAGAGUGCCAUAGCUGAUGUUCUGUUUUAUAAUAGUUGAUGGCUGGUUUCUCCAUGAUGUCUUCUUUUAUUAUUUUUUGCAUUUUCUUUCAUUGGAUGAUGUCGCUUCUCAAAGUGUUUUAAGCUGUUAUUAUUAACUGAAUUGGAAGAGCGAGAUAGUGGUGCUUAUUGUGGUUAAUUAUGUUUGGAAAACCCAAAGAAUAUUUAAGAUGAACUUUAAAGAAAUGGGGAAGCUGUUAAAAACAUAUUUUAGCUGAAAUGUACAGAAAAAGUUGUGUAUGAUGAGUCUUCUCCUUCCUGUUUUUGUUUAAGUAAGUGACAGCCUCUGCAGAGUACCUGUUUUGAAUGCUGCACUGUUUACACAAAUUAAUUGAAAGAUGGUCUUAAGAAUCUAUUGUGAAGAUUGGUACUGUUUCUCAGAAUUAGAAUUUAAAAUGAUGAGAAAAAAUGGAAUGAACUUGCCCAUUAUUUCUAGAACAAUAUUCCAUUGAAAUAUGCAUCUCAAAAACAAAAAUAAUUUUUAAUGUUGAAGGUUUUGAUGUUGGUGUAUUGUAUAUUCAUAAAAAUUAUGAGAAAAUUCAUACUUUUGCAGUUUGUGAGCUUCUCUCCACUGCUAAAUUUAAAGGAAAAAAAGCAUCUUCUGGAGAUGAGAUACACGUUGGUACAUUAACUGGAAUUAACUGAACAUACAGUGAUAAAAACAGAAAUCCUUAGCACAGAAAGCUUUUGUUUACAUUUUGUGCGGCCUCAUACUUUUUGUAGUUACGGGUAUAUCAGUAACAGUUCUAUAUAAAUGAAUCACGACUGGUAAGCAGUGAUCUUAAAUGCAGGUUGUAAUUACAGAGCAAAGUCUUCCUGCUGGCUGAGAAGAAAAUUAAGUUUUUGACAUCAUAACAGUGAAUUGCACCUCUUUAUAACCUGAGAGUAUUUUUGCUGUGAUGUGACUGCAUAGUAAACUUUCCUAAGUUUUAUGGAAAUGAUGUAUGAUGAAUGUCUGCCGUUUUCCAUGAUAUGCCAGUAGUUAGUUAAUGUAUUCAGUAACAGUUCUCUUUAACUGUUAAAAGCCUUUCAGUCUAGUGCCUUUACAAGAGUUUUAACUAUACUGUACAAAAUAUUUCUGUUCAUUGCACUUCAGAGUCUGGCUUUUAUUUAUGAUGUAAAGUCUGUAGUAAUAUACAUGUGUUUCAUUUGAGGUUGUUAAUUUAGUUGUUUACAAGGGCUAAAGUUUGAAAUAAGGAAACUAUGUCAAUAAUUUGGGUUCAGACCAUAAAUGAGAAAAGUUAUAAUUUUGUUAUAGUUUGUUUUUGUACACCAACUCUGCAGUAUGUAGAACUGUGUUAGUUUACUGUAAAUUAUAUCCCUGUACAUCUUGUACUGUGCAUAUCUCAUGUUAUAGUAUUUGGUUCAUUUGUGUACUAGUCUUCCACGUUAAAUAAAAUUAUUUAUUAAUA